This is a messenger RNA of Nylanderia fulva, 2539 nucleotides long. It is a transcript of the gene Hex-A, whose product is annotated as Hexokinase A. NCBI's taxonomy places the organism in Eukaryota, Metazoa, Arthropoda, Insecta, Hymenoptera, Formicidae. Gene Ontology annotation, cellular component: mitochondrion; cytosol. The record is from RefSeq and is a predicted model, not a curated record. Gene Ontology annotation, molecular function: ATP binding; D-glucose binding; glucokinase activity. Gene Ontology annotation, biological process: carbohydrate phosphorylation; glycolytic process; glucose metabolic process.
GAAUUGUUCAGGGUCAGAUGACUCCUGAUAUCACUCUCGGUGAGUGGACGGUGCAAUCAUUCGUGCACGAAUUAAUCGCGGAUUUAAUUUUGCUAGGAAAGUAUAAGACAGUGGAAAAAGUCAAGGUCAAGCUAUCAAAGUGAAUUAAUGAAAUGAAAACGAAGAAUAAGUCGUUAUUCAGUAAGCUGUGCAAGUGUUACAGCAAGAAAGAUAUACCGCGGAGAUGUGAGAACACUGACACUGACAAUGAGAACGAGGCGGAUUUCGUCGAGAAUUUGGUGCAUCCAAAUCCGACGACCGAGAUACGAGAUGCCUGCAAGGACCUCGUCCUGUCUGAUGACCAGCUCCAGCUAGUCAUGCAGAGGCUCACUGAUGAAAUAAACAGGGGUCUAUCGAGGGAGACUCAUGAUGAUGCAAUUGUCAAGUGUUUCACCACUUACGUGCAGGAUUUGCCAAAUGGCACCGAGAAAGGCAAUUUCCUGGCACUGGAUCUGGGUGGUACAAACUUCAGAGUACUGUUAAUCACGCUAGAUCGCCAGAAUUUCGAUAUGAAAAGCAAGAUCUAUGCGAUACCACAGAGCCUGAUGCUGGGAACCGGUACCCAACUGUUCGAUCACAUCGCCCAAUGUCUGGCAUUAUUUGUAAAGGAUCUGAACAUGCAGCAUGAAGUACUGCCAUUAGGCUUCACCUUCAGCUUUCCUCUGUCUCAGCACGGAUUAACAAAGGGCAACUUGGUGAGAUGGACCAAAGGUUUCAAUUGCAGCGGCGUGAUUGGUGAAGACGUUGUCGCCCUUCUCGAAGAUGCGAUUAACAGAAGAAACGAUGUUAAAAUUGACGUAUGCGGAAUUCUAAACGACACCACUGGUACCUUAAUGUCAUGUGCUUGGAAAAAUAGAAAUUGCAGAAUCGGUUUAAUUGUAGGUACUGGAAGCAAUGCCUGCUACGUUGAAAAAACGAAGAAUGUACAGUGUGCGAUUCCAGGCAAUUAUGCCGAACACAAACCAUAUAUGCUCAUCAACACAGAAUGGGGCGCAUUCGGUGAAAAUGACACGCUGGAUUUUAUAAUAACUGAAUUUGACCGUGCCAUAGAUGAAAACUCAAUCAAUCCAUCGAAGCAGCUGUUCGAGAAGAUGAUCUCGGGAAUGUAUAUGGGUGAGCUGGCGAGACUGGUUCUCGAAAAGCUGGUGAACGCCGGGCUUCUGUUCGGUGGCAAAUUCCCAAGUGAUCUCAGAAAGCGCGGCAAGUUUUUCACCAAAUACGUCUCUGAGAUUGAAAACGAUCCUAAGGGAAGAUAUACAAACUGUCGGGAAAUAUUGGCCGAGUUGGGAUUACGAAAUGUGAGUGAUCAGGAUUGCGAGAACGUGAGAUACGUUUGCUCGCUAGUGUCGAGGAGAGCGGCGCAUCUGUCGAGUGCGGGAAUAGCGGCAUUAUUAAAUAAAAUGGGCGAAGAUAAUGUCACGGUGGGCAUCGACGGUUCGGUAUAUCGGUUUCAUCCGCACUUCCACGAUCUCAUGACGGCGAAGAUCAGCGAACUCCAGUCCUACAAGUUCGAUCUAAUGCUCUCAGAAGACGGCAGUGGUCGUGGUGCAGCUUUGGUCGCCGCAGUUGCAUCACAGAAACGAUGAAGACGCGGUUGUCGGUAGUGAGCUAGAAUUCAAUUAUGUAUAAUAUAAAACCGACACAACGUACGGUGGUACGAGUGAAUGUGAUGAGCGAGUGAAUACGAGCGAUAGCGUUGGAGAGAAAUUAAACCUCUCUCUUCGUUUAGUUGCAUUUUCUACACUGUGUCUUUUUUCUUUCUUUUAAAAUUAUUUUAGGAUAUUAUUUUAAGGCUUCUCCAAAGUCUAAAUAAAUUGCUAGUCGAAAAAGGUUUGCGUAAAACAUCAGGUAUAUAAUUAUAUGGACUUUUUGAAGUAAUACACACACGUGUGUGUAUAUAUAUACAUAUAAAUACAUACACACCUAUCCUGUUUUGAGUGUAGAAUAUGAUUAAAAUCUUUUUUACACACACGUAUAUACUAUAUAUACCUAUUCUGUUUUGAGUGUAGAAAAUGCAAGAAAAUGCAGUUUUAGAGGGAAUGAACAGAAAAAUUGCGCGAUGAAUUCUUGUACAUAGAGCACAAAAACUAUAACUUAGCACAUUAGAGUACCAAGUAAGUGAAUACUUAAUGUUCUUUCAAGAAACCAAGAAAAAUCGAGGACAUAGAUAUUCUGCGGCAGUCAAGUACAAUAUCCGCUAAUUAGCGUGAUUCGUUAAUAAUUCGUAUGUCCAAUCGUUGCCAUAAUUGGUUAAUCAUCUCGUGACUCUUCGAGAAGAAAUUAGUAAAAAAAUUAGAUACACAUAUAAAAACAAAUCGAAAAAUCUAUCAGAUAAAUUUUAACUGGCAAGAAAGAGUAAUCAUUGUUAAUUGUUGAUCAAAUAUCAACGAGUGCAAUUUAAUCGAUGAUAUAUUAAAUUGAUCACGUAACAUCGUAUCAAUUGUGAAAAGCAAGGAAUUGAUAGAAUCGAGAAUAAACACAAUUCUUUAUCGAUAUUUAA